GUGCGACAUUGGCGCAACAUUAGCCGAAUGUUGUUUUCGAGCUUCUGUUUUUCCCAUACUGUCGUGCAGUCGAAGAACGAGGACGAGGCCUGCGCAGGAAAGCCUCGCCGGUCGAUUGUUUUAGUGGCCGCGCGCAGCUCUAACCAGCAGUUCGCAGUGCGCCGAUCCCUCGCAGCGUGGAAGCGCUCUCUCUGCGAUCAUCGCGCUUGCUAUUUUUCCUCUCGGAACGUCCCCUGUACGUAUCACGCUGUCCAGUCCACAAUGAUCGAUGAAGACUCCAUCUCGGUAGUGAUCACGGCCUCCAAGGAAGUCGAGGGUGGCGAUACGCUCGAUAACGGCGAAGGCAACAUCAAGCUCCACAGCAAGCGCAACAAGUAUACCAUAUACACGGUCUUUGUACGCAACGUCACAACUGGAGGCAAAUGCGUCGUACGGAGGCGUUACUCGGACUUCUUCAAGCUGCGCAAGGAGCUCAUGGAGCUCGUGUCCUGGGGCCACUGUGGCUUCUGCGAGCAAUACGUGCAACAGAUCGCGGGCUACCCGUUCCCGCGCCGACGGCUGCUGCGCUCGAGUCGCGCGGCCGUCGUGAAGGAGCGUAUGGAUAGCCUCGGACUGUUCCUGAGGCACAUGCUGCUGUGCAUCAUGGCCCGCAGCUUCGAGAACUGCUCACAGGCCUGCGAGAACAUUGAGAACUGCAUUUUGAAGUCCUUUUUGCAGAUGGAUCAGACGGAAACCCUGUUUCCGACCAUGGCGUCCAAGCAGCGUCCCAUCGAUAUCCUACAGGCUAUGGAAGAGAAACGCCAGCAACAGAUCAAGGCCGCCGGACUCCGCACCAAGAGCCUGGCGUAUACGACGCUGUCGGACCAGAGCGACCAGCUCAGGCUGUCUCGCAACCAGCGCCAAGUCGGCACGGACACAUGUCAUCUCUGUCUUCAGAAGUGGACGCACUGCUAUUGCAACAGCGACCAGGACAGUGUUUACCCUGUCAACGUCGCUAGAGUGAGCAACGGCUAUGAGAGUCCGGUCCAUGAGCGUCCCAGCGUCUCGAUGGUCGAGAGCGACACAAGCCGAUGCAGUCGCUGUGAGAACGACUGGAACCACUGCUAUUGCUGUCAACAAGUAUCUCCGACGGCCUCAUCGGUAUGCACGGACCGCUGAGCGACAUCAUGUCAUGAUGUAACCCCUGUGCUUCUCAAACCAUAACCUCUGCCCAAUUAUUGUUAGGCGAAUCUUGAAAAAAAUAUUGUUAUUUCUGACUGGUCCA
This is a messenger RNA of Phytophthora nicotianae INRA-310, 1264 nucleotides long. RefSeq lists its product as hypothetical. The record is from RefSeq and is a predicted model, not a curated record. NCBI's taxonomy places the organism in Eukaryota, Oomycota, Peronosporomycetes, Peronosporales, Peronosporaceae. The coding region runs from base 28 to 1158 and encodes 376 amino acids. The transcript has a single exon. Gene Ontology annotation, molecular function: phosphatidylinositol binding.